Molecule: messenger RNA, 2178 nt
Organism: Didymella exigua CBS 183.55
Lineage: Eukaryota; Fungi; Ascomycota; Dothideomycetes; Pleosporales; Didymellaceae
Product: nucleotide-diphospho-sugar transferase
Exons: 3
Coding region: 275-1813 (512 amino acids)
Biological process (GO): UDP-N-acetylglucosamine biosynthetic process
Molecular function (GO): UDP-N-acetylglucosamine diphosphorylase activity
Source: RefSeq, a predicted model, not a curated record
UGCAGUGAUAGGAAGCAACAGGCAUGGUAUAAACCACGUCGUUGGCUAUGAUCUUCGUGUAUCUUGCUCUUCGUCGCGCAUGUGCGGCAUGGACGCGCUGUGAGCUCUCCACCGCCGAAGUGGGGCAAAUGCGCAACUGCUGGCUGCGCCUGCUCAGUCUCUGCCAGUGUCCAUAUAAACAAACCAUCCCCUGAGUAUAUCGACUUGCUCUACAUUGCUUCGAUUGCGAUUCCCUUUUCUUGAUACCCCGCCACACAUUUACCCCGCUUGCACCAUGGAAGCCAUCAAGAACACCGUCAACGAGGCCCUCGAGAAGCUCAACCUCACCGGAGGCGCACACGCUGCUCCUUCCAAGGAGCCCACAGAGGAGCAGCUGAAGGACCUCCAGUCAACGUACGAGAAGGCCGGACAGGAGCAGGUCUUCGCUUUCUACGACAAGCUCAGCACAGCCGAGAAGGCUACUCUCUUCGAGCAGCUCUCCAACUUCAACCCCGACUACAUCAACGAGAUCACGGAGAGGGCCCUGAAGCCUGCACAGACCGAGUCGACCGAGACAAAACUCGAGCCUCUCCCCGAGAGCGCCACAUCGUCGACCCUUGAUACACAGCAGGAUGACCUGGACAAGUGGUACAACAGCGGUCUCGAGCUGAUCGCCGAGGGCAAGGUCGCCGUUGUCCUGAUGGCUGGUGGUCAGGGCACACGACUGGGCUCUUCAGACCCCAAGGGUUGCUUUGACAUUGGCCUUCCUAGCAAGAAGUCUCUGUUCCAGCUCCAGGGUGAGAGGAUCGCAAAGGCCGAGUUGCUGGCCAAGAAGAAGCAUGGCAAGGACAGCGUCACCAUCCCCUGGUACGUCAUGACCUCUGGCCCCACAAGGAAGCCCACCGAGGCCUUCUUCGAGAAGAACAGUUAUUUCGGCCUGAAGAAGGAGAACGUCAUCAUCUUCGAACAGGGUGUGUUGCCCUGCAUCUCAAAUGACGGCAAGAUUCUGCUUGAGAGCAAGUCCAAGGUUGCCGUUGCCCCCGACGGUAAUGGUGGUCUCUACCUCGCUCUCCUCAACUCCGGCGUUGUCCAGGACAUGGGCAAGCGCGGCAUCCAGCACAUCCACGCCUAUUGCGUUGACAAUUGCCUUGUCAAGGUCGCCGAUCCUAUCUUCAUCGGUUUUUCCGCCUCGAAAAAUGUCGACAUUGCCACCAAGGUCGUCCGCAAGCGCAACGCCAAGGAGUCUGUUGGUCUCAUUCUGCAGAAGAACGGCAAGCCUGAUGUUGUCGAAUACUCAGAGAUCGACGACGAGACAGCGGAGGCUAAAGACUCGAAGAACUCUGAGCUCCUGAAGUUCCGUGCCGCCAACAUCGUCAACCACUACUACUCCUACAAGUUCCUCGAGAGCAUCCCCGAGUGGUGCAAGAAGCUGCCCCACCAUGUUGCCCGCAAGAAGAUUCCCCAUGUCAACACCGAGACUGGUGAAACCAUCAAGCCCGAGAAGCCCAACGGCAUCAAGCUCGAGCAGUUCGUCUUCGACUGCUUCCCCUUCCUCAGCCUCGACAAGUUCGCCUGCAUGGAGGUCAAGCGUGAGGAUGAGUUCUCUCCCCUCAAGAACGCCCGCGGCACUGGCGAGGAUGACCCAGACACAUCCAGGCUGGACAUCAUGACACAGGGCAAGAAGUGGGUACAGGCCGCCGGCGCAACUGUCGUUAGCGAAGACCCUAAGGCAGGCAUCGAAGUCUCGCCGCUGAUCUCAUAUGGCGGUGAGGGCCUCGAUUUCCUCAAGGAGCGCACCAUUAAGGCACCUGCCGUCAUUGAGUCUGAGAAUUAGGAAGACCAAAAGACAUGGAAUGAUGGCACUGCCGUACAUCUGGAGGAGCACAACUGGCGCCACACCGGGCCUGGUGAUUUGCAGAUGCCGCGACGCGUGCCCCUUAUCAAUCCUGUCAGGGAUGACGACCGUUCACAGUCGACUGGUCCACCCAAAAAGAUAGAAUGGGAGUGACUCAAUGGAACACAAUGAGCGCUCGAAGAGCUACAACACUGAUCCAGUAUUGAACCUGCCCUGAUUAUGAUCUCUUCGCAUGCAGUCUCAUCAAGGCAGUGCCGUACCUGGCUGCUUUCCUUCCCGUGCUGCAACAGUAGCAUUGCCGAUGAGACAGCUGCCACGAGUAACGAAUGCUGCCGUCGCAGUCC